UUUUUUUUUUUUCUUCCCAAAGAUAUGUUCUUUCUUUGUAAAGUACAAAACCAAUUUUAAAUGAGAUGUUUGUUCAGAAGUGAUCCGACUUAACGCAUCUGCCUCACAGUUCUGAGGCCCGGGGGUUCAAAUCCCGGGAGUUGCACAUUCUCCCUGGUUUGUUUUUGCGCGCGUUUAAUCGCUUUUCGGUGUUUGUUGCCGUAGCUACGGCAAGUGCGACGGGACAAGAAGCGUAUGCUCCUAGCUAAACUAAGCUAAGCUAAUCGUUAGUCGUGGUUUCGCCGACAUGGCGGCGCACUUGAAGAAGCGAGUUUAUGAGGAAUUCACCAGAGUUGUACAGGUUCCUGCCGAAGAAGUUCCGUCCAAGAAGCUCCGCCUGUGCAAGCCCAGCAAGUCGGCGGCGCUCCACGUGGAUCUGUGCAAGGCCGCCAACGCCACCGACGCUUUGCAGUACCUGCUGCAGUUCGCGCGCAAACCCGUGGAGGCCGAGAGCGUCGAGGGCGUCGUCAGGAUCCUCCUGGAGCACUACUACAAGGAGGCGGACAGCAGCGUGCGGCUGAAGAUCGCGUCCCUGCUGGGCGUCCUCUCCACCACGCCGGGCUUCAGUCCCGACUGCAUCGUGGAGGACGUCGUCAGCGCCGCGGCCAACGAGAAAUCCCAUCAGGUUCUGGCUCAGCUUCUGGACAGCCUCCUGACGGCGGGCACUCAACCGCCGCAGAGUCCCGUCGUGGCGGCGCGCCUGGCGGAGGUCGCCCGCCGGCACCUGUCGGACGCGUCGUUCGGCGUGAGGAACAAGUGCCUGCAGCUGCUCGGACGUCUGGGCGCCGGGGACGCGCCGCUCGGCAAAGACGGCGUCGGGACGUCGGCGGCAGUCGCAAGAGACGUGCCGAGCGUCAUCAGCGACUACUUUGGCGAUCAGGACCCCCGAGUGCGCACGGCAGCCCUCAAAGCCACGCUGCAGCUGCACGAGAGAGGAAUCAAGAUUCAGCAGAUGAUUUACGAGCAGGCGUGCCGGCUGCUGGCGGACGACUACGAGCAGGUUCGCUCGGCCGCCGUUCAGAUGGUUUGGGUGCUGAGCGACUUGUACCCCGAGAGCAUCGUGCCCAUCCCGUCGUCCAACGAGGAGAUCCGGCUGGCGGACGACGCCUUCGGGAAGAUCAGCCACAUGGUGAGCGACGGCUCGUGGAUGGUGCGGGCCCAGGCCGCCAAAACGCUGGGUUCCAUGUCGCAGGUCAGUCCGCAUUUCCUGGAGCAGACGCUGGACAAGAAGCUGAUGUCGGAUCUGCGGAGGAAGCGCACGGCCCACGAACGCGCCAAAGAGCUCUUCGCUUCGGGCGAGUUCUCGUCGGGAAGGAAGUGGGCCGACGACACCCCCAAGGAGAAGCUGGACACCAACACGGUCAACCUGAUCGCCUCGGGAGCCUGCGGGGCCUUCGUGCACGGCCUGGAGGACGAGAUGUUCGAGGUCCGCAUCGCGGCGGUGGAGGCUCUGUGCCGGCUGGCCCGCUCCUCGCCCGGCUUCGCCGAGAAGUGUCUGGACUUCCUGGUGGACAUGUUCAACGACGAGAUCGAGGAGGUGCGCCUGCAGUCCAUCCACGUCCUCCGCGAGAUCUCCACGCACAUCACGCUCAGGGAGGACCAGCUGGACACGGUGCUCGCCGUACUCGAGGACUCGUCCCGCGACAUCCGAGAGGCUUUGCACGAGCUGCUGUGCUGCACCAACGUGUCCACCAAGGAGUGCAUCCAGCUGGCGCUGCUGGAGCUGCUCAAGAACCUCAGCAAGUAUCCUGCUGACCGCAACUCCGUCUGGAAGUGUCUGAAGUUUUUGGGUUCGCGCCACCCGAUGCUGGUUUUGCCGUUGGUUCCGGAACUCCUCAGCACGCACCCUUACUUCGACACCCCGGAACCCGACAUGGACGACCCGGCCUACAUCGCCGUCCUGGUGUUGGUGUUCAACGCGGCCAAGUCGUGUCCCACCAUGCCGGCGCUCUUCUCGGACCACACCUUCAGACAUUACGCCUACCUCAGGGACAGCCUGUCGUACCUGGUGCCGCCUCUACGGCUGCCGGGCAGGAAGCAGAUCCACGGUCUGGACUCUGCCGACUGUCAAGGCGUGGAGUCGGCUCAGCUUUUCCUGCAGCAAAGUCUGGACCGGGUCAGCACCAUCCAGAACCUGGAGGCGCCCGGAGCUCAGGAUCUGCUCAUCUUCAUCAUACGUGAUUUACAGAGACUGGGCCAGCUGCAGACAGAACUCGCCGGAGCCGCCGACUUCUGCGCCACGUACCUGCGCUGCCAGCUUCUCCUCAUCAAGGCUCUGCAGGAGAAGCUGUGGAACGUGGCGGUGCCCCUCUGCCUCAAGCAGAACGUCACGGCCACGGCGGCCGCCCGGCAGGUUCUGGAGGAGAGCUACAAGCUGGAAUUCAUGUACAGCGGUCUGGAGAGCAGACAGGUGGCCGUCGUCCAUCACGUGCGGCUGCAGGCCAAAGCGCUGCAGCUGGUUCUGAGCGCUCGCACCACACACGGGCAGGAUCCUCUGGUCGGCGCCUGUGAAAAGUUCCUGCAGGAGAUGGAUUCAUUCCACAGGCUGUUCGCGGCCGAGCUCCCGCACCUCCGAGACGGUUUCGCGGACAAGCUGGCGGAGGCCACGCCGCGCCUGGCGUCCCGCAAGCCGUCCGAGCUGGUCAACCUCCUCCAGACGUCGCUGAGGCACAGCGCCCUGGUGCCGCUGACGCUUCCGCCUCAGGUCCACCGCGCCACGGCCAACAUCAUCGAGCCCACGGGCGAGUCGGACAACCCGCUCAAGUUCACGUCCGGCCUGGUGGUGGCGCUGGACGUCGACGCCACGCUGGAGCACGUCCGCGACCCGCACGGCUCGGUCAAAGUAGAGGUCGUCUAUCCCGACGGGCAGAGUCACGUGAUCCACCCCAAACCCGGAGACUUCCGCAACCCGGGACCGCAGCGGCACCGGCUCAUCACGCAGGUCUACCUGUCGCACGGCGCGUGGACGGAGCCCUGUCAGGUGGAGGUACGACUCCUGCUGGCCUACAGCUCCUCCUCCUCCUCGUCCUCCGACGACUCCAAGGUGGCGUGGGGCGACAGCCUGGAUGACCUCCCGCCUCCGGAGGGCGCCGUGGAGGGAACCAUCGCCUUCAGCAAGCCCGUCAAAGUCUUCAUCAUGCCCAAGCCCGCCAGACGCUGAUGCUAAUGCUAACGGCGCCAAAGGAAACGCGCUGGAAUCGUCAUAUGGGACUUUUUUUUUUUUUUAAACGAGAAAAAAAAAUAGUUUGUGUUGUUUUAGGGCCACUCCCAGCUGGAGUUUACUCUCUAAAACAAAGUCAAUCGAAAAGAACCAACCCCAAUGCUAAGCUAAAUGCUAACAUCUACUGCGCCUGGAUCAGAACACCGCAGAGCAAGAUGAAUAGAAUCAUCGCAUAAGCUUGAUGUCCCACAUGGUGUUUAGACAUUAAUAACGUGCAGUUAUGAGCACUAUUAUUUUUGUCCAAACACCAUGAAAACACUCACUUAUUGGCCGUAUUUCCCGCGCACUAACCCGCUUGACUUUUUUCAUAAAAAUAACCUUAAUGUGGC
Messenger RNA from Syngnathoides biaculeatus (alligator pipefish), 3588 nucleotides. RefSeq names its product integrator complex subunit 4 (gene ints4). Gene Ontology annotation, biological process: snRNA processing. The transcript has 23 exons. Gene Ontology annotation, cellular component: integrator complex. Bases 287 to 3199 code for a protein of 970 amino acids. The record is from RefSeq and is a predicted model, not a curated record. Lineage: Eukaryota; Metazoa; Chordata; Actinopteri; Syngnathiformes; Syngnathidae.